GCUGUUAAAAUGCUUAAACCCAACGCUCAUUCUACGGAGAAGGAGGCGCUGAUGUCAGAGCUGAAGGUCCUCAGUUACCUUGGAAACCACGUGAACAUUGUUAACCUGCUGGGGGCCUGCACUGUCGGAGGCCCAAUUUUGGUGAUCACAGAGUACUGUUGCUAUGGCGACCUCCUCAACUUCCUGCGCAGAAAAAGAGAGUCCUUCUUAAACUCCCAAGUUGGUGAUGGUUACUAUCGCAACGUCUCAAACCCAACAGAGCCUGCAACAAGAGAGGUGACCGGGGCAGGAUACAUGCCUAUGCGUCCCUCUGAGAAAGAAAGUUCUUCCCACUCAG
Molecule: messenger RNA, 337 nt
Organism: Plectropomus leopardus (leopard coralgrouper)
Lineage: Eukaryota; Metazoa; Chordata; Actinopteri; Perciformes; Serranidae
Source: RefSeq, a predicted model, not a curated record